AUGAAGGACCUCUUUCGACGCCUCUCCAAGGAUGGGUGGCUCGCUGAGGGGGACUCUGGAAGCUUCGGGUGCGAGCAGUGGUAUACCGCGUUUCGAUUUCUGUCAGAGUUUUCCGUUGAAUCUAUCACCCACCACGCCGUUCGCUGCCCCAUCCCCGCAGGGGACGCGAAGGACAAAAGCCAAGCCGCGGUAUCCACCGUCUUCAUCGAAACUGAGAAGCCAAAGCAAGGCAUCCUCAUCGCCGAAAAGGUCGCGCGGCUGAUUUGGCAGACGCAUUUACGGUCAAUGGGGACCGGAGUCCUUCACGUGGGGCUCGUUCUGGGAGGGGACGGGACCCUGGGAGAGGUCAUCCACGGCGCCUGCCGCGGGACCCUUGCAGCCUACCGCCACCAAGGCCCGGACUUUGCGAGCUCAAGUGGGGAUCUCCCGGCGGAAUCCGCCGGUCAAGCGCACCCGCCGAAUGGUGCUGGCGAAGAUAUGGUGUGGGCAAGUGGGGGUCCUGCACGGUAUUAUUCAUGCGUUCAGGAAGACAAGGCUGUGCUUCGUCGCCUCUUGCCAGUAAUACUGUAUAUCCCGAGCGGUACGGGCUCCGAUUUUGCAAAGUUGAAGCUGUGUUGUUCAACAGUGAAGGAGAGUCUGCAAGUUCUUUCUGCAGUUGCCGCGGAUUUUGUCCAAGACUUCGCGCCCGAUAGUUGUAGAAUUUCAGACAACCAAUUCGAUCAGAUUUCAUCCUCCACGACAAGUUUAAUGGAAACUUCUUCAAACAUUGAGAAUAAAAAAACAUCAAACGUAUCUCAUGCAUUCUUUUCCUAUGAAGUAGAUAUUGGGCGUAUCACAUUUCCAAGAACCGGUCACGUCCACUUUUUUAUUAACGAAUGUUCCAUUGGUUUAUCCUGCGAGGUCAUUAAGAAAGCCGAGCGACUGAAAAAUACUCCUUGCAUAUCCGCCUUAGGUGGAUGCCUGUUCUUUGCGUUGUCGGCGGCCCUCGCGCUUCCGUCAAUGACGCGAAAACAGAUUCGUCUGAUGCGAUUGCCGUCUAUGCCCUCAUUGCCCUCGCUUUCAUGCGAACAUGCCAACGAAAGCCGACGAUGGAUCGCGGGCCAAGGUCUUCCUCCGCACAUACUCUCGUCCGCUCGCAGGAAUGCCCUGAGACAGUUUCUCGACAAGGUUGCAGAGGAAUGGAAGAUACCCAGCGGGGAUCUUGAUGGCGGUACAAACGCAGAACCAUAUGGCCAAACCGCGUCUGUGCAAUCUCAGGAUGGGGGUGAAUACUACACCUUUUGGGAUCCCCCAAGCGACCGCACCGUCAGCCUUGUAGAGGGUUGUGGGGAUGAAGGCGCCUCGCGGUUUUAUAUCCCCUCCGCUCGAGGUCGCCCUCCCCACUCGAACGACCCUUCCUUAUUCCCUUUAUCCUGCAUUGAGGUGGAGCAGCCUGCCGGGAUACGCCAGGAGCUGGACCUGACGGAUUCGUCGGUGUCCUUUUCCUCGCGAUUGGGGGCAACGCGGCCUCGUUGGGUUUCUUUUCGGUCCUCGACCCUCGUCUUUGGCAACGGCCGGUGGUACGGCGGUGGGAUUGAGGUCAGCCCGCACGCCGACCCCACGGACGGCCUGCUCAGCUGUACGAACUGGGCGGCCACUGCGUGGGCUUUUUUAUGCAGGCUUUUCGCGAUUUACGGGGACGGCCACCUGGGCUGGGAUUCCACCACCGCCUUUGAUGGGGGGCGCUUUGUUGUGGACCUCCCGCGGCCCGCGGCGGGGGAGAUCUGGAUGGAGGCAGACGGGGAAUUCCUCGAGGCCCUCCCCGCGGUCGUGGAGGUGGGGGGCGUGAUAACGUUCCUGGCGCCAUCGUCCUCUAGCAUCCGCCCGGCUUCGGCUUUUUCGUUCUCGCUGAAAAGGAAGAAAAGGACGGAUUGCUGCUCCUGGCGUGGUUCUCCUGCUCCAGGUACGACCCGUGAGCGAAGAGAAGGAAAGAUGUGUGUGCGAUAA
Molecule: messenger RNA, 1986 nt
Organism: Phytomonas sp. Hart1
Lineage: Eukaryota; Euglenozoa; Kinetoplastea; Trypanosomatida; Trypanosomatidae
Source: the annotation of a GenBank genome assembly